This is a messenger RNA of Aspergillus uvarum CBS 121591, 417 nucleotides long. Its product is annotated as DASH complex subunit DAD4. Gene Ontology annotation, biological process: attachment of spindle microtubules to kinetochore. NCBI's taxonomy places the organism in Eukaryota, Fungi, Ascomycota, Eurotiomycetes, Eurotiales, Aspergillaceae. The record is from RefSeq and is a predicted model, not a curated record. Gene Ontology annotation, cellular component: mitotic spindle; DASH complex. The transcript has 5 exons. The coding region runs from base 37 to 255 and encodes 72 amino acids.
AACGAUCUCAGAGCGUCUACCUUGCAGUGUGCCACUAUGGAAAGUCCUCACGAGCAUCAGCAAGCCUUGCUGCUAUCUCGCAUCAUCGGCAACAUCGAAAAACUCAAUGAAUCAAUCAUGGUCAUGAAUCGCAGUCUCCAGGAAAUCAACAUCCAGAACAUGAACGUCGAGCUGGUAGCGCAGAUGUUUAAGAACUACCAGUCCAAUGUGCUCUUCCACCUGGAAGCGACGGACAACCUGAAGGAGCCAUCCUGAGCUUCUGCCAGCGUUCACCAUUGCACUUACGACGAUAUGAUAUUCUGUUUCAAUUGUUUUAAUGAAAUAUUUUUUUUUCCUUUAUUGGUGAAUUGAGACUUGUGCUAUCGAGUAAACCAUUUAAAACCCCGGGUAAUUUCCCUUGCUUGUUCUGUAUAAAAG